Larimichthys crocea (large yellow croaker) is the source of this 1287-nucleotide messenger RNA. RefSeq names its product coiled-coil-helix-coiled-coil-helix domain containing 1 (gene chchd1). Gene Ontology annotation, cellular component: mitochondrion; nucleoplasm; mitochondrial ribosome. NCBI's taxonomy places the organism in Eukaryota, Metazoa, Chordata, Actinopteri, Sciaenidae. The coding region runs from base 221 to 589 and encodes 122 amino acids. The transcript is spliced from 3 exons. Gene Ontology annotation, biological process: mitochondrial translation. The record is from RefSeq and is a predicted model, not a curated record. Gene Ontology annotation, molecular function: RNA binding.
CUUUACGUGGAUUUUACGACACUGAAUCGGUUCUUACGGCAAAACAUGGCGGCACACUCCUCGUCGUGUUCAGCUCAGUGAGGUCUCCGGCAGUCAGCCUGUCGUCUUUCCCGCCCUCUGCUCCUUCACAGAGACAGUUUGACACAUCCGCUGAGAGCAGCCGGGGCCCUCCGCCGUGCUCGGACAGGCAGUGAGCAGCAGCAGAGCUCUGUGAGGAGACAUGGCGGCACAGGGAGGCGUCCUGUUCCAGGAGAAGGUCAGCAGGAUGCUCAGCAGGCGGGACGGAAAGCCGGUCCUGAAACCCAACCGGAGCCUGAGCCUGCGGGACGCGGUGGCCAACCGCAAGAUGAGGAAAGGAGAGGCCACCUGUGUCACAGAGAUGUCAGUCAUGAUGGCCUGCUGGAAGCACAACAACUUUGUGGAUGGCCUGUGCUCUAAUGAGCUGAGCGCUUUCUACACGUGUGUUGAUAAGGCUCAGGCUGCUAUGAAGAAUAAAUCUGACCAGAGCGGCCUGCAGGGAGGACGUCUGCACCCCAAACAGGCCACGACUCUGCUGAAGAGAUAUCCCAACAUGCGCACUGAGAUCUAGGAAACAAACCUUUCUACAGACUUGACGCGUAGGUUAAACAGAGGCCAUCGGACUGGAUCCGUCGUGUUCAGACCAGACUUGUUAGCUACUGUAUAAUUCAACAGUGGGUUACCAUAUACAUUUAUUAAAUAACUGAAUGCAUGAGCAGAACAAACAGUGAUUUCUACACAAACACACACUGCACUACUCCUCUCCACUGUGUAACAAAGGUUAUUCAAUCAUUUCAUGUUGCUGCUGUACGGCGCAGCCUUUGUAUUCACAACACACAGCGUUUAUGGUUUGAAAUUUAAUGUGACUUUGUGCUCAGGUCCUGAAUUGGCCCUGAUGGAAAUUAUUCCAUUUUGUCUCAGUCCAAUUUAGCAGAGUGGUCUUAGUGCAGAGAUGUUAUUAGUGGAUGUGAUGGAAUUAUUCUUCUUGGGUUUCAUGGCUCCUGUCCUGGAGCUUGCUGUUAUCAUCGAACACUUAAAUGCCUCCUCAUUCCUGUGGAGGACUGAUGAUGAAAUAAAAUGAGCCUAUCAGAUAGAUGGGGUUACAAAGCUCUGAGUGGUUGAGGAGGAUCUUCCUGAAUGGACUGAAACAUUUUAUUUAUCAAGUCUGUUAUCGGUCAAACUGUUCAUCAGUCUGUUUCUGACCGUGACAUAUGUUGUUUGUGUUGUAUCAAAAAAUAAAGCAUAUUGUUUUGUACGUCUACGGUAAAA